UCCUUAGGGAAAAAGAAGAAGACUUGUUCAAAGAGAGAAAGAAGAGAUCACACACAACAUGGAUCAUCAUCAACUCAUCUCCCUCUGCUCAUUUUCGUACAUCUUCAAGAUUAAGAAACAUCUCUUCGUUAGCCUCUUUCUACUUAGCAUCCUCAUCUUCUCGAGCGUCGUCGUCGACGUCUUGCCCUUUCUUCGUAUCGGAUUGUUAUCGUCGUCCUCGUCGCAAACCGUAACAAAGGAGUGCGAUUACUCCGAAGGCAGAUGGGUUCGUCGAACAGGAACAUCAUCUGAUAAUGGAUUACUAUACGGUGAAGAGUGUCGCUUUCUUGAUUCCGGUUUUCGUUGUCAUAAGCAUGGAAGAAAAGACUCUGGUUAUCUUGAUUGGCGAUGGCAACCACACGGCUGCGAUCUUCCACGAUUUAACGCAAGUGAUUUUCUUGAGAGGAGUCAGAACGGGAGGAUAGUGUUCGUGGGAGAUUCUAUCGGAAGAAACCAGUGGGAAUCUCUUAUGUGCAUGCUCUCACAAGCAAUACCUAAUAAAUCUGAAAUCUAUGAAGUAAAUGGGAACCCCAUAACUAAACACAAGGGCUUUCUCUCCAUGCGAUUCCCUCGGCAAAACCUCACUGUUGAGUAUCACAGAACACCCUUUCUUGUCGUGAUUGGCCGGCCACCGGAUAAAUCACCGAAAGAUGUCAAAACCACUGUGAGAGUCGACGAAUUUAACUGGCAGUCAAAAAGAUGGGUCGGCUCAGAUGUUCUGGUCUUCAAUUCAGGGCAUUGGUGGAACAAAGACAAAACUGUGUUAACGGGAUGCUAUUUUGAGGAGGGAAGAAAAGUGAACAAGACAAUGGGAGUGAUGGAGGCAUUUGAAAAGUCUUUGAAGACAUGGAAGUCAUGGGUCUUGGAGAAACUUGAUCCUGAGAAGAGUUACGUCUUUUUCAGAAGCUACUCUCCAGUGCACUACAGAAAUGGGACAUGGAAAUCGGGUGGUCUAUGUGAUGCAGAGAUUGAGCCUGAGACUGAUAAAAGGAAGAUGGAACCUGAUGCGAGUCAAAAUGAAUAUGUCUAUAAAGUAAUUGAAGAAAUGAGAUAUAGACAUAGUAAGCUUAAGUUUCUGAACAUUACGUAUCUGACAGAGUUCAGGAAAGAUGGUCAUAUUUCUCGGUAUCGAGAGCAAGGCACUUCUGUUGAUGUUCCUCAAGACUGUAGCCACUGGUGCCUACCCGGCGUACCAGAUACAUGGAAUGAGAUUCUCUAUGCGCAACUCUUGUCAAUGAACUAUAGAACAAAGUGAUUUCUUGAGGUUCAACCUUUCGGCUCCGUAGGUUGAAGGUAUCUGAACAAAAAUAAAGAAAUUUUUUGUCAACUUGAUAGUAGAAAUGGAAGAAAUGUACAGAAGAGAAGAAGCAAGUACAAAAGAAGCAUUACCAAGCCUGGUACAUAUCUCUGAAUUGCAGCAAGCAUAGCCGCAUGACCAACUGCUGUGACCU
Arabidopsis lyrata subsp. lyrata is the source of this 1490-nucleotide messenger RNA. RefSeq names its product protein trichome birefringence-like 9. Lineage: Eukaryota; Viridiplantae; Streptophyta; Magnoliopsida; Brassicales; Brassicaceae. Gene Ontology annotation, cellular component: Golgi apparatus. Bases 59 to 1294 code for a protein of 411 amino acids. The record is from RefSeq and is a predicted model, not a curated record. The transcript is spliced from 5 exons. Gene Ontology annotation, molecular function: O-acetyltransferase activity.